AUGCGUUUCUGGUACUUUUGGUCAGGUUACUGGUGGGCUCCUAUAUGCGCAUCUCAGACACAACGCGUUGGAUUGGUUGGUAUGUCAGACGAUGGUCACGGCUGGACGCCAUCGUAG
Colletotrichum tamarilloi is the source of this 117-nucleotide messenger RNA. RefSeq lists its product as uncharacterized. Lineage: Eukaryota; Fungi; Ascomycota; Sordariomycetes; Glomerellales; Glomerellaceae. The record is from RefSeq and is a predicted model, not a curated record. The transcript has a single exon. The coding region runs from base 1 to 117 and encodes 38 amino acids.